ACGGGAUUUGAUCACAAUUCCCCAAAUCUCCGCUACAAGGCUACAACCACCCAAAACCCUGGUGACAACGGGAUUUGAUCCCAAUUCUUCGCUUCAAGCAUACAACCAGCCAAAGAACUUACAAUUACCAAGUAGCAACUGAACCAGAACCACCAUCCAUCAGCUGCUGAAAUGAUCAGCCCUACUUAGAAGUUAGAAGGGCUUACACGCAAAAGAGUCAAGACUCUCCCUUUGCUAACUGUAACAAUGGUUUCAACUAAACAGUAAAAUUAAUUUGGCGGGACCCAUGGACACUGGACGUGAACACGAACUCAAAUUUGAUUUUCGAGCAGUUCCCCUUUUGGUCCCAAGGUAAAGCUUCCUGUUCCUGAAUGCAAUCAUUUCUCUUCUCAAAACGCGGUUAACAAGAGAUAAGCUACUGCAGCAACAGAAGAAAUGUAAACAAGCCUCAAACUUUUCGUAUUCCAUUUCCGUCCUAAAAUGGAGCAGAUUGAGUCGGAGAUCAGGAGAGUUCUUGAGGACCACCACAGGAUCAGCUCCAACGUUCGGAGCGAGGAAGCGAAGAUUGAAGAGUUGAACAAGGAGAUCGGGCUCCUGGAGGAUCGGAUUCGUGGGUCGGGACUGGAUGAACUGGAGCGGCAGCGAUUGCAGAAUCUGCUGAACUAUCAGGCCACUCUGAUUGCAAGGGCGGCGUCUAGGACUGAGGUUAUUAGAGCUCUACAUGAUGAUUUGUUGGGUUUGUUCGUUCGGAGAAAGCAGCUUCGGCAGUCGGAUAGUGCAAGUCGGUCAGGUGUUGAUGUGGUGCCUAAUAUUUCUCUGAGUUCUGGACUAUCAAGUGGAGAUGAUGAUAAUAAUCAAGUGUUCCCAAAUGACUGUUCCAUGCCUGGAGCCAUGGAUAUAAUGAGAAUGAGCGAUGAUCAUGGAAACUUGGAGGAGGAAACUACUACAGAACAAGAUCAAAUUCCAUUAGGUCUAAAAAUGCUUCAAAUAAAUAUGAAUGAAGAUGCAUGCUUGACCCCUGAAGACGGUAGUGAAUAUGGUGACUUCCAUUAUAAGAACAAUAUCUUAGAUAAUAUUGCCAUGAGUAUAUUGGACCCAAAUGCAAAUGUGGAUACCAUUUUCAAAGAAGCAAUGGAGAAUUCUGACUUCCCCCAAGAAGAAACUCAAGGCUCUAAAAGGGUGCCUAAGAGAGCAGGGCAAGUAGCUUCUCGUAAUUUAGCUAAACGUUUGAUUGUUGAUUUUGAUGAAGUUGGUAACCCAACUGGUCCAAAUGCUGGAGCAUUUAAAAGAUCUAUCAAUUCAUAUGUAUGCCACUUUUUGCCUGUAAGGUUUAAGCAAAUUGGGGAUGUUCCAGUUGAAGACUACAAAUCAGUACUUAAUAUGUUAACAGAGAGGUAUAAUUUUGAUAUAAAUAGAAGCUAUACGAGGAAAAAGAUUUCCUCUUGUUAUAGACAACAUAAAUAUAAACUGCUGAUUCAGAUCAAGAAAGACCUUGAGAGAGGUGUUGAACCACAAAAACCUUCCUAUGUGAAAAAAGAAGAUUGGGAUGCAUUUGUGGCAAAGACAAAAGAUGAAGAAUUUGAUAAAAUUAGCAAAAAGAACAAAGCAAGCAGAAGUCACCAAAGUGCUAUGAAUAGGAAAGGCCUGUCCCCCUCUGUUCAUAAAAGAAAGUUGAAAGGAUCAGAACUGGGUUCUGCAGAUGACUGUGUGUGGUCGAAGACUAAUAAACCCAAGCGAGGUCGCCCAAAGAAGUUGUUGCCCAUGGUUGAGGAUAACAAUAAUAUUGAGGACACCAUGGGCCUUCCUGCUGACCAAGAGGUUGUUCAGUAGCAGGAAUACAACAUAGAAUUUAUUAUUUAGCUCCCAACAUACAUUCAAGCUUUGAAAUGAAAUCUGCAGCCCAAUGUCCUGCUGAUCUCUUGAAGUCACGUCAUAUUCUUUUCCUCAUUUGUUUAUUGAAAGAUCAAUGAUGAAAUUGAUGUAUAUGUACCCUGAUUUGCUUUUUGCAUUUGGCUGCAGGAAUACAACAUAGAAUUUAUUAUUUAGCUCCCAACAUACAUUCUAGCUUUGAAAUGAAAUCUGCAGCCCAAUGUCCUGCUGAUCUCUUGAAGUCACGUCAUAUUCUUUUCCUCAUUUGUUUAUUGAAAGAUCAAUGAUGAAAUUGAUGUAUAUGUACCCUAUAUCAAGUUUCCUUCCCAUUAUUUUGGGAUGGAAUUCCUGUAUUUUAGUUUUACUUGAGGAAGCAUCAGAAUGUAUAGGUGUUUCAUUGGCGUUCAGGGUUA
Molecule: messenger RNA, 2282 nt
Organism: Nelumbo nucifera (sacred lotus)
Lineage: Eukaryota; Viridiplantae; Streptophyta; Magnoliopsida; Proteales; Nelumbonaceae
Source: RefSeq, a predicted model, not a curated record